Molecule: messenger RNA, 5043 nt
Organism: Tricharina praecox
Lineage: Eukaryota; Fungi; Ascomycota; Pezizomycetes; Pezizales; Pyronemataceae
Exons: 4
Coding region: 257-5017 (1586 amino acids)
Biological process (GO): lipid transport; transmembrane transport
Cellular component (GO): membrane; intracellular membrane-bounded organelle
Molecular function (GO): ATP binding; lipid carrier activity; ATP hydrolysis activity
Source: RefSeq, a predicted model, not a curated record
CAACACGACACAAAACAACGUCGUAUUCGGAGGUCAUCCCGACCUUUUCUCGCUGCGCCCCCGAUCCUUUGAGCCUUGUCGAGUCGACACGGUGCUCCGACCGGGGCUGCUACUGCGACAGCCCCCGUACGUUCCGUAUAUCAGUGCGGCCGUCCCACCGCUGCCCCGUCGUCGCCGGUUCUUGGCGAGCGCACACCGACAUCAUCAUCACCACCGCAACACAUAGCAGAAAACUAUAGUACAACGCCUCACUGCGAUGGUCGCCUUUGAUUCCCUCCGGCAGUCAUGGGCGCUGGUGCGGAAAAACCUAAUCAUCAACCUCCGCCGGCACUUCGUGUCAACCCUAUACCGCGCUUUCGUCCUGCCCGUUAUCUUUGUCGCCUUCCUCUCGUUCUCACGGAACCUCCUGGUUCCGCCGUCGACAUAUGGCAUCGGAAGUCCGGCCGCCGUCAGGGAUCUGGGCGAUGCGCUCGCCGCUAAGCCGAAUACGAAGCUACUGUUCGUGAACAAUGCGCUCGGGGGAGAGGUGGACACUAUCAUCGCCACAAUGGAGGAGGAGCUGAAGUCCAGGGGGACGGUGAUGGUGAUCGAGAACGAGAUUGCACUCAGGACCGAGUGCAAACAGAGCUUGCGGGGUGUGUCGCGCUGUUUUGCCGCCAUCGUGUUCGAGAGCAGCCCCAAUACCGGCGAAGGCGGCAACUGGAAGUAUACCGUUAGAGGCGACAUCUCCUUCAACGACGGGAGAGUCAAUGUGGAUGAUCACGACAGUGCUGUUCAAGAGGUCUUGGUGCCGAUUCAGUUAGCCGUCGAUCGUGCUAUUGCGAAGCAGGAGGGAAGGACGGACGUCGAUUCCAUUCGGGUCUCGGAGUACAUGUACACUUCGCUCAACCAGGAUGAGUUUGACGCGAAGCUCAGGGCCAGGUUCUCUGCUGCCGUCAUCAACUAUCUCUCUGCUGCCUAUCUUAUUGGUAUGAUCGGCAUAGUGUACCACCUCACCGGUUUUCAAGCGAUGGAGCGUGAGAAGGGACUGUCGACUCUGAUCGAGGCCAUGGGAGGAUCCAAGUUCGCACGCAUGGUGUCCUACCAUAUCUCCUUUUCGCUCAUCUAUAUUGCCGGUUGGAUAGUUAUGGCCCUCAACCUGUGGGGAGGAAUCUUCAACAGCUCGUCCGUCGUCAUCAUCAUUAUUUGGCUCAUAACAUCCGGAUGGGCCUUGGCUUCGUGGGCAUUGUUUCUGGGUGCCUUCUUCAAGAAGGCGCAACUCAGCGGUAUCUCGGCCACCGUCUUCUCCCUGAUCCUUGGCAUCAUCGCACAGGUCUCCAAGGAUGCGUCGACCGGAACCUUUGCGGUAUUGGGCUUCCUUUUCCCGCCUAUGACCUACGUCUUCCACGCCAUUAGUCUGGGCCGUUGGGAAAGUAAACAAAUUGGCGCGAAUGUUCUCGACGGUCCCCCUAGUAGCACGUCUCAACUUCCGAUCGUUGCGUAUUGGAUCUUUUCCAUCGUCCAGGCUCUGGUGUAUCCGAUUCUGGCCGCAUAUGUCGAACGCUAUCUGUUCAGCACCACUUCUUCGGGCCACCGUCACUUCAGCCAUCAGCUCACCGACAACAACGCGCUCGAGAUCCGUGGCUUCACCAAGCGGUACCCUCCUCGUCUAUUGACGAAAUGGUUCGGCCGCCCGGAGAGCAAGGAAUCCGUGAUCGCAGUCAACGACUUGAACCUCAGCGUCGUAACAGGACAGAUCUUGGUUCUCCUGGGUGCCAAUGGCUCCGGAAAGACGACUACUCUGGAGGCAGUGGCUGGUUUGGGUAGUGUCAAAGAGGGCGAGAUCAACAUCGCGGCUGGCGACAGGGCGAUCGGAAUCUGUCCCCAGAAGAACGUCUUGUGGGACGACAUGACCGUGGAUGAACACGUCCGAAUCUGGAACUUGAUAAAGUGUCGUGGCGACGAUCAGGAAACCUUGCGAAAACUCAUCGACGAGUGUGAUCUUACCCGGAAGAGACAUACCAAGAGCAAGGCUCUCUCCGGAGGGCAAAAGCGGAAGCUGCAACUUGCGGCGAUGUUUACCGGUGGCAGUACGGUUUGUGCGAUCGACGAAGUGUCUUCCGGUCUGGAUCCACUGUCCAGACGGAAGAUUUGGGAUAUCGUUCUUGCGGCCAGAGGGUUCCGGACCAUCAUCAUGACAUCUCACUUCUUGGAUGAGGCUGAUCUCCUGGCCGAUCACAUUGCUAUCCUGUCGAAGGGCCACCUCAAAUGUGAGGGCUCCGCGGUGCAGUUGAAGACCGAGUACGGAGGUGGAUACCGAGUCCAUGCACCCAUCAAUGCGCCGGCACUCGCUGGAGUUUCGAUGAAGAGGUUCUACGAUGCGACCAUCUACAAUAUUCCCACCCCGACGGAGGCUAGUCGUGUCAUCGAGGCUCUCGAGACGAACGGUGUGUCGGAUUACUACGUCCAGGGCCCUACUAUCGAGGACGUGUUCCUCUCCGUGGCCGACGAGAGUAUCGCCAACAGAUCCGAGAACACUGGCGAGCGCGAGAAGCUCGGCGUCAGUGAGACCGCCGACCAGAUCUCUUCAACCGGCAACUCGGACACGGAAGAGAAGAAGGGCGUUUCGCUCCACAACGGACGGCAUCUCGGAAUCUUCCAGCAGACUUGGGUCUUGAUCCGGAAGCGGAUUACUAUUUUGCAGCGGAACUACCUUGCUCAGAUCGCGGCCAUUGCCAUUCCCAUCAUUGCUGCCGGCAUCACGAAGCUCACCUUCAAAUCGUUUCCCGGUGUCUCGUGUAAUACAGCUACGCAGGUCUCGCUUUCGGACGUGGAGAAUCUGACGCUUAGCAUCGAUUUUGACAUGCUUCUUGGACCUAGAAGUAUUCUGUCCAGCUUGGUGGAAUUCGCGGAUAUCUUGUUGCCCUCUGGGACUGGAGGGAGUGGGGCUACCAAUAUGAUCGCGAAUCUGACGAACUCGUUGGCUUUCGCCAACACUCUUCCCGCCUUCAACGACUACAUCCGCCACAACUACAAGAACGUCACACCGGGAGGCCUCUUUCUGGAGGGAAAAACCGCCACCUACGCCUACCAGGGAGAUAAGAGUAUGUCCCUGCGAGGCGCAAUGAUGUUCCAGAACGUUGUCGACAACAUCGUGUUCAACGUCACAGGCGGCAUCUCGGCAACCUACCUUCCGUUCGAUUACAUCUGGCCGAAAGGACAGGGAGAUACCAUGAUCUUUGUUGCCUACGCCGGUCUUGCGUUCUCUGCUUUCCCGGCUUUCUUUGCCCUCUACCCCACGGUGGAGAGGAUCAAGAAUGUCAGGGCUCUACAUUUCUCUAACGGUGUCCGCGCUCUGCCACUGUGGCUCGCAUACGCCCUCUUCGAUUUCGCUUCGGUACUCAUAAUUUCGGUGAUCUGUACGGGAAUCUUUGCUGCGGCUACCGAUGGAUGGUACAACCUCGGGUAUCUCUUCGUUGUCGUGCUGCUUUACGGCGUCGCAUCGACGGUGUUGGUCUAUUGCAUCUCGCUCAUCACCAAGAGUCAACUGUCGGCAUUCGCCUUCGCAGCUGGAGGACAGGCUGUCUUUUUCUUGGUGUACCUGAUCACCUACCUGAGCAUCUACACCUUUGUGGAGCCGAUCGAUCUGGAUCAUGCGCUCGACGUGACUAACUACGUUUUCUGUGCGUUAUCGCCCAUAGCAUGUCUCACACACGCCUUCUUCGUGGCUCUCAACAGUUUCUCGAUCAGCUGCGAGGGCGAAUCCCUCAUUUCCUACCCGGGAACCAUGAGGCUGUACGGAAGCUCCAUCUUGUUCUUAUGUCUCCAGAUGAUCGUCCUGUUUGCUAUCCUGGUGCUCCACGAUUCUGGAAAGCUGCGCAUCAACUUUGGGUUCCUCCACAGAAGCAGCAAGCCAACCGCGCCCCGAGAUGCGGAGGAUAACACGUUCUCUGAGAAGGACAUUUCGGACGAGUUGCAACGGGUGGACUCUUCGAACGAUGGGCUGAGAGUGAUGCACCUCUCCAAGAAGUUCAAGAAGUUCCAGGCCGUCGACGACGUGACGUUCGGCGUUCCCCGCGGCGAAGUGUUUGCCCUGCUGGGCCCUAACGGAGCGGGAAAGACCACGACCAUCAACAUGAUCCGCGGCGAGCUCCCCGCCACCUCUGGAGAGAUAUUCGUCCAGAACAUUCUCGUGAACAAGAACCGCGCCGCUGCACGUCAGCACCUCGGGGUCUGCCCGCAGUUCGACGCGAUGGACCGCAUGACGGUCACGGAACACUUGGUGUUUUACGCUAGGAUCAGAGGUGUCGAGAAUGUGGAUUACAACGUGGAUGAGGUUAUCCGUGCAGUCGGCUUGGAUGAUUUUCGCUAUAGGAUCGCGGAGAAGCUCAGUGGUGGUAACAAGCGGAAGCUCAGUCUGGCCAUCGCAUUGAUGGGGAAUCCGGCCGUGUUGCUGCUCGACGAGCCGUCUUCGGGAAUGGAUGCUGCUGCAAAGAGAGUGAUGUGGCGCACGCUCGAAUCCGUCGUCCCGGGGCGCUCGCUGGUGCUCACCACGCACAGCAUGGAAGAGUGCAGUGCUCUCGCAGGUCGCGCCGGAAUCCUUGCGAAGCGCAUGCUUGCCCUCGGCACCACCGAGCAGCUGCGUCGUCGCUACGGCGACAAGUACCUUGUGCACAUUGUCCUCGCCAGUGCGCCGCACUCCACAGAGGCGGAAAUGAACACAGUCAACAGCUGGAUCUCGUCAUCGUUCCCCGGUGCCGAGCUGGAGCCGCGGAGCUUCGGCGGGCAGGUGCGGUUCUCGAUUCCGGCGAGUGAGGGCGGCGGCGUCGCUGCCGUCUUUAAGAGGCUCGAGAGUCAGGGCCCCCAGCGCGGGUGUAAGUUCUGGAGUGUCGAUAGGGGGACCAUGGAUAUGGUGUUCUUGGAGGUCGUGGGCAGAGCACAGGUCCAGGAAGAGGGCUACGAUGAGGAUGUCAAGAAGAAGAUGUGGAAGAAAGUUGCUAUGGCGGUUUUUGCACCGUGGAUGUUUUUGAUUCGGUAGUGAUGCGAGGGGGACGGGGGGGGAGG